AUGCUUCUAAUACGAAAGUGUAAAAAUCAAAAUUUACAUAGUUCAUCAUUCACUUUCGAUAACUUUAUGAAUUUGAUACAAAGAAAGAGUAGUAAACCACCUAUUCCAAAACAAAUACCAUUUAGUUCAGUUUAUUUUGGAAUUGAACGCGUCGAUGAAUUUCAAUGGCUACAAAAUUCCGAAAAUCACGAGGUCCUGAAAUACAUUAAAGCUGAAAAUGAAUAUACAGAAUCUCUUAUGAAAGGCACAAAAUCAUUACAACGACGCUUAUCUCAUGAAUUGAGAAAAAAAUUGAUCACUCAAGGAAUUAUGGCACCUAUAAAGACUUUUGUGGAUGGAUAUGAGUAUUAUACAAUAUCAACUAAAUACGGGCUCAAAUAUUGUCGUAAUAAAAAGGGAUUUCCUCCGAUAGAAGAAGUUCUGUUGGACUCGAAAUGGUUGGCAGGAACAAAAAAAUGCAUUCGAACAUUAUUAAUAUCACCGGAUCAUAAGAUACUUGCUUAUUUAAUAGAACAAGAGGGUGAAGAAGUUUACGCACAUCACAUUGGAAGUUCCCCGCAGCAUGAUAUUCUUAUAUAUGAAGAUGAUGAUAAAUCAUCAUUUGUUGAUAUUACAGUUACAAAGGAUAAGUCUUUUAUCGCAGUCAAUUCAAAUAGUUUUUCCACUUCUGAAGUACGAAUUUUUGACGCCCAUCAUGACUUUUCUAAAGGAAUUCCGGAACUUAAACUUAUUGAACCACGUUCAUCUGAUUUGGAAUAUUACGUUGAUCACCAUAAUGGAUACUUUUAUAUUUUGACAAAUGUUGCUAAUACGAGAAAUUUUAAAUUGGUCCGUGCAAGUCUCGAGAAUUGUAAUAAAAGGAAUUGGGAAACUAUAUUCUCAGUCAAAAAUAACGAAAUGAUAGAAGAUAUUGACAUAUUUCGUAAAUUUGCUGUGAUAUUUGCAAAAAGAGAAGGAUUACCAAUAAUUUUCUGUUACAAUUUCGAUUCACAUGAUGUGCAUCAAAUUGAAUUACCAACAAAAUUUGGUGUUGCGUCUCCGGAAACAAAUAUUAAUUAUGAUACGGAUAUUGUAAGGUUCACUUGUGAUUCUCCAUUCGCUUGCCAAUCAAUUUAUGAGUAUAAUAUGGAAACUAGGAAAUUACAUUCAAUAAGAUCUAAUCCUUUUAAUAAUUUUGAUCACACUUUAUACGCGUGUCAUCGCAUAUAUGUAAACUCAAAGGAUGGUUCGAAAAUACCAAUUACUUUAUUACAUAAGAGAUCUUUGGUUCUGGAUAACAAAAAUCCGGUGUUAAUUAGAUGUUAUGGAGCUUAUGGAGUUUCAACUGUGCCUGAUUUUCAACUUGAACAUUUCUCAUUGUUAGAAAGAGGUUGGGUUAUUGCACUUGCACAUGUCAGGGGAGGUUCGGAGUUAGGUUACGCGUGGUACGAUCAAGGACGAUUGAUGAAUAAAAAAAAUUCGAUUACAGAUUUGAUUUCGGUAAUUGAAUAUCUUAUUGAAGCUGGAUAUUCAAACCCAUCUCUUAUCGCGUCAAUAGGUUCUAGUGCUGGUGGAUUAUUAUUAGGAGCUGCCUUUAAUAUGCGACCAGAUUUGUUUCGUGCAAUUAUCUUGAGAGUUCCUUUUUUGGAUCCGUUAUCAAGCAUGUUAAGUCCUGAUUUGCCACUCACUCGGAUUGAGUAUAAUGAAUGGGGAAAUCCUCUGGAAAAUAAAGAAACCUAUGAAUAUCUGGCCAGUUACGCGCCAUAUGAUAAUAUUUCAACUUUACGAUCACGACAAACUUGUUCAAUUUUGGUUACAGCAGCCAUGAAGGAUCAAAGAGUUAGUUAUUGGCAUCCAUUAAAAUGGGUAGCUAGAAUGAGAACAAGACAAUCAACAGAUCAUAAUGGUAAUUUAUUAAUUUUAAAAAUUGAUAUGGAAGGAGGGCAUUUUGGAGAUGAAAAUGAUCAAUCGAAUAGAAUUAAAAAUGUAGCCUUUGAACUUGCGUUUCUCAUUUCCCAAGUUCAAAAAACAGAAUAA
Funneliformis geosporum is the source of this 2016-nucleotide messenger RNA. The record is from the annotation of a GenBank genome assembly. Lineage: Eukaryota; Fungi; Glomeromycota; Glomeromycetes; Glomerales; Glomeraceae.